CAGGCCCUGCCCUGAAGGGGCGAAGCGGCCCCGGGGAGCGCGGGAGGUGGAGCCGGCCCCGGCGGCCGCCCCGCGUCUCUCCCCAGCGCCACCUCCCCGGACCCAGCCCGAGGCAGACCCAGGCCCCAUCCCAUGCGGGGCGCCCCCGGCUCGGAAGAGUCCGGGGGUCAGGGAGCAGCCCCAGGCAGCAGUGCCCAAGGGAGAAGAAGAAGAAACGGUGCUCAGCUCGGGCGGCCCGGACCCUUCCCGCCGCCUUCCGAGGCGGGGGCUGCCCCGAAGUCUGCGCUUGGCACCGCCGCUCGGACUCCGGCAGCGCCUGCUGGGACCCCGACCCGGAACCCCUGCGCCUCGUAGGCGGCGGCGCCUCCGCGCCACCCGGCUCUUCCGCGGUCUCCCUCUGCCCAGCGGCAGUCACGGCCAAGAAAGUAUUAUGAGGGAGGCUGAGGACGCCACGCUCGGGGCAGAGACACGGCGCUGGGAUUAGGGCCUGCCACUUCUGAGAGGAUGCUGGGGGUCUGCAGAGGGAGACGGAAAUUCCUGGCUGCUUCGUUGACUCUGCUCUGCAUCCCAGCCAUCACCUGGCUUUACCUGUUUGCCGGGAGCUUUGAAGAUGGGAAGCCGGUGUCUCUGUCCCCGCUGGAGGCCCAGCCACACAGCCCCCGGUACACUGCGUCCAGCCAGCGGGAGCGCGAGAGCCUGGAGGUGCGAGUGCGCGAGGUGGAGGAGGAGAACCGUGCCCUCCGCCGGCAGCUCAGCUUGGCCCAGGGCCGCAGCCCAUCCCACCGGCGUGGCAACCACUCUAAGACCUACUCCAUGGAGGAGGGCACCGGCGACAGUGAGAAUCUUCGCGCCGGCAUCGUGGCGGGCAACAGCUCCGAGUGCGGGCAGCAGCCGGUCGUGGAGAAGUGCGAGACAAUCCACGUUGCUAUUGUCUGUGCCGGAUACAACGCCAGCCGGGACGUAGUCACCUUGGUGAAGUCUGUCCUGUUUCACAGGCGGAACCCCCUCCAUUUCCACCUCAUCGCUGACUCCAUCGCCGAGCAGAUCCUGGCAACACUCUUCCAGACCUGGAUGGUACCAGCGGUGCGUGUAGACUUCUACAACGCUGAUGAGCUCAAGUCUGAAGUUUCCUGGAUCCCCAACAAACACUACUCUGGGAUUUAUGGUCUGAUGAAGCUUGUCCUCACCAAGACUCUUCCUGCCAACCUGGAGAGGGUCAUCGUCCUUGACACAGACAUCACCUUUGCAACAGACAUUGCUGAGCUCUGGGCUGUGUUCCACAAGUUCAAAGGUCAGCAGGUCCUGGGCCUGGUAGAGAACCAGAGUGAUUGGUACCUUGGAAACCUGUGGAAAAAUCACCGUCCUUGGCCUGCCCUUGGAAGAGGCUACAACACAGGGGUGAUCCUGCUGCUUCUAGAUAAGCUGCGGAAGAUGAAGUGGGAGCAGAUGUGGAGGCUGACGGCAGAGAGGGAGCUGAUGGGCAUGCUCUCUACAUCCUUAGCUGACCAGGACAUUUUCAACGCCGUCAUCAAACAAAACCCCUUCCUUGUGUAUCAGCUGCCCUGCUUCUGGAAUGUGCAGCUGUCGGACCACACCCGCUCCGAGCAGUGCUACAGAGACGUGUCUGAUCUAAAGGUCAUUCACUGGAACUCCCCCAAGAAGCUGCGGGUGAAGAACAAGCAUGUGGAGUUUUUCCGCAACCUCUACCUGACCUUCCUGGAGUAUGAUGGGAACCUCCUGCGACGAGAGCUGUUCGGCUGCCCCAGUGAGGCUGACGUCAACAGUGAAAACCUCCAGAAGCAGCUCUCAGAACUGGACGAGGAUGACUUGUGUUACGAGUUCCGGAGAGAACGGUUCACUGUCCACCGAACCCACCUGUACUUCCUGCACUAUGAGUAUGAGCCCGCUUCAGACAACACAGACGUCACCCUGGUCGCUCAGCUCUCCAUGGACAGGCUCCAGAUGCUGGAGGCCAUCUGCAAGCACUGGGAGGGACCCGUCAGCCUGGCACUCUACCUGUCGGACGCCGAGGCCCAGCAGUUCCUCCGCUACGCGCAGGGCUCCGAGGUGCUCAUGGGCCGCCACAACGUGGCCUACCACAUCGUGUACAAGGAGGGCCAGUUCUACCCUGUGAACCUGCUGCGCAACGUGGCCAUGAAGCACGUGGGCACGCCCUACAUGUUCCUGUCCGACAUCGACUUCCUGCCCAUGUACGGACUCUAUGAGUACCUCAGGAAGUCUGUCAUCCAGCUGGACCUCGCCAACACCAAGAAGGCCAUGAUCGUCCCCGCGUUUGAGACACUGCGCUACCGGCUCUCCUUCCCCAAGUCGAAGGCAGAGCUGCUCUCGAUGCUAGACAUGGGGACCCUCUUCACGUUCAGGUACCAUGUCUGGACAAAAGGCCAUGCACCCACAAACUUCGCCAAGUGGCGGACUGCCACCACGCCUUACCGGGUUGAGUGGGAGGCCGAUUUCGAGCCGUAUGUUGUUGUGAGACGGGACUGCCCUGAGUACGACCGGAGGUUUGUGGGCUUUGGCUGGAACAAGGUGGCUCACAUCAUGGAAUUGGAUGCCCAGGAGUAUGAAUUCAUCGUGCUGCCCAAUGCAUACAUGAUCCACAUGCCUCACGCCCCCAGCUUCGACAUCACCAAGUUCCGGUCCAACAAGCAAUACCGCAUCUGUCUCAAAACCCUGAAGGAAGAGUUUCAGCAGGACAUGUCCCGCCGCUAUGGCUUUGCUGCCCUCAAAUAUCUCACGGCCGAGAACAACAGCUAGCACCAGGAAGCCCACCAUGAGCAACAGAUGUUCUGCAGGGUGGGGAAAGCCACUUGCUGUUUGGGGCCCAGCCUUCAAACUCAAAUUGAGCAUCACCGUUUUGGUUUUUUAUUUGUCUCUUUGGCCCAACUAAGCUGCCCUCAUUAUGGAGAUCUGGGACAAGGAUCCGGCCAACCCCGCUCUGGCCCAUGAUCCGUCAUUCCCAGAGCAGGGGAAAUCACCCAUCUACGCAGUCUCUCCAAGAACGGGACACGGAGGGUGAGAGGGAGCAAAGGGGUUAUCCUUCCACAAAGCCACACAGCCAGGUCUUUGGGAUGUUUUCAUUGUUUUUUUUCCUUUUUCUUUUCUUUUUUUAAAGGGAAGGCAGGGUGUUGGGGGUUAUCCAUCCCAGGAAAUAAAAGCAAAAAUGUCUCUUUAUCAGAGAAAACGUUCUUCUUCGCCCUACAGUUUAACCACGUAUCCAAAAGGAGGGCAACGCCCAUGAUCGAACUAUUGUACUUGACAUUGUACUUGACAGGACCUGGAGGUAGGAUCAGUUGGCUCCUUAUCCUCAAGGUCACUCUUGUUUUGUUUCGGUGGUGGUUGAGGGGGGGGGGGGGUUGUUUGUUUGUUUUGAGUCUGGGAAUCCCAAAUAGAAAACCUGAUUCUUUAAGGCUCCGAAGGAAAACCAGCUGCCUCAGCUAACAUCCCUUGAUCAGCAGUGGCUCAACCAAGAAGACAAGAGUCUUCAACCAUUGUUUAAACAUGGGUAGCCUUCUUCAGGAUGGUCCUCAAGGCCCCAUGACCUUAAAUCCCAACUGUUCAGAAUCCGGGGGCUACAGAGGACUGUGGGAGUGCAAAGACCAGCUAUUGUACAGCUGGUCUCAUUUUCUUUGGGCAGUGACUGAGUCACGGGGACAGGGCUUUAAAUGGAUGGUUUCUGUGCACGUGAAAGGUAUGAACCUCUCAGGCCUUUAGAAGAACUUUCAUUAUUCAGUCCUGAAGAUUCAUGAGCCCGUUGGGAGAACUUUGGGAAGAAUGUGUGGGGCUCCUCUGUGUUCCUGUCUGCUUUGCAGCGGCUGGGCCAAGGUCAUGACCUCAGGCUCCCUUGGGGACCCAUCCAAGGGUAGGCCAGCACCUUCACCAUCACACAGACUGAGGGGAAACUGGACUUUUUACCCAUUUUCUUGAAUCUUCAAUAUUAAUGUUGUGUUUACAUUGAUGAGAACAAGAGUCAGGGCCCCACUCUCUGCCGGGCUGUUUGUAUCGAGUUGCAGUGUGACCAGCAGGCGCUGCAUCAAUAAAUGCAAGUACAGACUGUUUCUUCCUCACUCCCCUCCCACUCUCUUAAGGACCUGCUGGAGACACUUCAGUGUAGAAAGCAAAGUUGAUAAACGGCAACUUUACA
Budorcas taxicolor (takin) is the source of this 4162-nucleotide messenger RNA. RefSeq names its product LARGE xylosyl- and glucuronyltransferase 1 (gene LARGE1). The coding region runs from base 505 to 2775 and encodes 756 amino acids. The transcript has 15 exons. NCBI's taxonomy places the organism in Eukaryota, Metazoa, Chordata, Mammalia, Artiodactyla, Bovidae. Gene Ontology annotation, biological process: protein O-linked glycosylation via mannose. The record is from RefSeq and is a predicted model, not a curated record. Gene Ontology annotation, molecular function: xylosyltransferase activity; glucuronosyltransferase activity.